Messenger RNA from Oryza brachyantha (malo sina), 2844 nucleotides. RefSeq lists its product as uncharacterized. The record is from RefSeq and is a predicted model, not a curated record. The coding region runs from base 636 to 2666 and encodes 676 amino acids. Lineage: Eukaryota; Viridiplantae; Streptophyta; Magnoliopsida; Poales; Poaceae. The transcript has 3 exons.
CGUGUGGAUCGGGCAGGCGGAGGGCGGUCUGGCGGAGAGCGGACAGGCGGCACCGCCGGAGGCUAGCAGCGCGGUGCCGGCACCGGCGCGUGCGGGCGGGUGCGGCAUCCGGCAGGGGCGCACGCAGCGCGGGUGGGGCAGGCGGCAGGCAACCGGUGGUGGCGGGCAGCGCCGGCGCCCGGCGCGUGCAGGCGGGUGCGGCAGCCAGCAAGGGCGCGUGCGGCGCCGCGGGUGAGGCAGGGCUAGAGGCGGCAGACUGCUUUGUUCAUCCGGUCAGAAAUGAAUCGGAAGACCAACAAAAACAAAGACUUGCGACGGCUAGCUGGCUGGCUGUCAUCACACAUAGUUGACUUUGCGCAUUUGGUCGAUACUGGUAGUAUCCAAAAAAAAAAAAUCAUCCUUAUUGAAUACACGCAAUUAGGACCGGCCCUGCAGAUCAUAGUUAACUUAAGCACAUUGUGUAGCACGUAAAUAAAAAAAAUGACUGACAAAACGGUCGAGUCAUUAGUAAAGACACAGAACAUUAUAAUUAAUAAGCCAAGAACAAAACUGAUCAUAUAUAAGAGACGAACGGUGGCACAGAACACAAGCACACAUAUAGCUAGUUUGCAGAUGAGAAAGAUCGAGACAAUUAAAUGGGUCUGUCAAGUGCUGUGCAGUGGUGGGAAGAAUGGCAGCUACGCAUCCUCGUGCUGGCCAGCCUCGCCGUCCAGUGCUACCUGGCGAUGUUUGCCAGUGCCCGUAAGAAGCAUAUCCGGGCCCUCUUCAGAUUCAGCAUCUGGCUGGCAUACCUAGGCGGCGAUGCCCUUGCCAUAUACGGCCUCGCGAUGCUUUUCAACCGUCAGAAGAAGCCGCAGUACAAAGCUGGUAGCCGUGACCUUGAGGUCUUCUGGGCGCCUAUCCUGCUCAUCCACCUCGGCGGACAGGCCUUCUCCAUAUCCGCCUUCAACAUUGAGGACAAUGAGCUAUGGAGACGGCACAUAGUAACCUCUGUGUCUCAGGUGGCAGUAGCUCUGUAUGUAUUUAUCAAGUCUUGGUCUCCCUCAGCUGACCAGAGGUUACUAGCUGCAGCAAUUGUGCUUUUUGUUAUUGGGUCUUUCAAAUGCUUUGACAAGCCAUCGGCUCUCAAGAGGUCUAGCUUUAGUAGCAUAGUCAGUACAUUCAAUCCUUCACCAAGGACCGAAAGUACCGACAGAGAAGUAGAAAGUGAAGAAUACAUACAAAAAGCAAGGGAUUUCAUGCAACGCAAUGAAGAAACAAGAAGAAGCAGUAGCCCUGACUCUAACUCAACAAUCUCUCAGGAGGACCUUGAAAGAUUGGAGAAUCUCUCUACGCCUGACAAGCUAUUUGUAGACUUUGCAUACUCUUUUCCUAACCGUCUCACUAAACUGGAAUCCUUCUGGUUGCUGGACACCCACAAAGUCUAUGCCUAUGGAGCAUUAUGUAAGGGACUCUCCAAAACAUUUGAUCUUAUUUAUUCCAAGGUUUGGAAAGACGAGGAUCAAAAUACCCCUCAACUACUAUGUGGUGACAUCCUCUCUGGCUUUCUGUGGUUAAUUACUUUAAUAGUGCCAAUCGUGCCCAUUGGCCUCUUCCACGGUAGCCACAAAGAAGCUUACAGAGGUAUUGACACCAAUGUUACAUUUAUAUUGUUGUAUGUCACUUAUUUUCUGGAGAUUGCCACCACCAUAACAUGGUCAUAUUAUUUGGACAAUGGAUGGUCCAAUGUGGUUUUCCAGCACAAUCUUAUAGGGUUCUUAGCCCGUAAGAAAAGACAUAAAAAAAUUAUGGCCAUCAUGCAUUUCUUACGAUGCAAAGGCCUGCUUGACCAGUAUUUUCAGCUGGAACCAUGCUACUCGUCCAAGGACAUUACAGACUUAGUUUCCGAACAUGCUAAAGAUGGAUGGCUGAAUUUUAUAAUGGAUCUUCAGAGCUAUUCGAGAUUCAAUGAUAGCAGGGGCCAUUGGACACUCGAGCGAAAUAAAUGUGAAGAAAUAUUUAUUCAGCGGAGUAUAGAGAAGCCCUUUGACGAAAGCAUUAUUCUCUGGCAUCUAGCCACGGAUUUUUGCUCUCAUCGUAUGGGCGCAUCACCUGAUUCUGAUGAGUCUGCCAACCGGUGUCGACAAAUCUCCAACUACAUGAUGCAUCUUCUGUUCGCUAAUCCUGAGAUGUUGUUGCCUAGCAGCAGAAGGGUGAUGUUCACAACUGCCUACAGUGAACUGGAGAACAUCCUGCAAGGUGAGGAUGUAUCGCUCCUGGAUGAAAAAGAACUUACUGAGAAGAUCAUUGACAGGGCAGAAAAUGCAGAAUACAGCUUUAUUUCUGACUCCUGGACUCUUGCUAAGGAUCUGAUGCAAUUAGGUGAUGAGAAGAAGAUGUGGAGAGUAAUCAAAGGUGUAUGGAUCGAGAUGCUGUGCUUCUCUGCUGGUAGAUGCAGGGGCUACCUGCAUGCCAAAAGCCUUGGCUCCGGUGGGGAGUACCUCACCGUCGUCUCGCUAGUGAUGUCGUAUGUUGGAUUGGAGACAUUCGCGGAGCGGCAGCAGAGAGUGCAGCUUUGGCUAUCCAACGAGGAGAGGGUCAGCAUUGCAAGGCAAAACAUAGAAGAUGCAAAAAACCAAGCCGACGCUGAUGCGUCAGCUGAGGUCCAAGUUGUUGUAUCAUCCUAGCAAAUAUAAUUUUCUUUUUUGGUUUUGUUGUAACUUUCUCUCAAUGCUUUGGCCACCAAUUAAGCUCCAGUGUCAUAUUCAUUGUUUCGGAUUUCUUUUCUAUUAUUUUCUACGCUUAUUGUAAAAUUUGUGUGAGUCUAUUAUCUUGUUUUGUUGUUGGUAGUGCUCUAUGGCUGAA